Didymosphaeria variabile is the source of this 1092-nucleotide messenger RNA. It is a transcript of the gene arc1, whose product is annotated as ARP2/3 actin-organizing complex subunit Sop2. Gene Ontology annotation, cellular component: actin cytoskeleton; Arp2/3 protein complex. NCBI's taxonomy places the organism in Eukaryota, Fungi, Ascomycota, Dothideomycetes, Pleosporales, Didymosphaeriaceae. The transcript is spliced from 2 exons. The coding region runs from base 1 to 1092 and encodes 363 amino acids. Gene Ontology annotation, molecular function: actin filament binding. The record is from RefSeq and is a predicted model, not a curated record. Gene Ontology annotation, biological process: Arp2/3 complex-mediated actin nucleation.
AUGGCCCCUCCAGAAGUUCACCACCUCUUCCACCACCCUGUCGCGGACCACUCUUUCUCCGCCGACCGCCAGACACUCGCUGUAGCUCGUGAGAACGUCGUCGACCUGUACCAGCGCUCCGGCAACAAGUACACGCUUCAGGAUGAACUUACUGGUCAUGACAAGACUGUCACUGGAGUCGACAUUGCGCCCAACAGCGGCAAGAUUGUGACUUGCUCUCAAGACCGCAACGCAUACGUUUGGGAGCCUACUCCCGAAGGCUGGAAGCCCACCCUCGUUCUCCUCCGUAUCAACCGCGCUGCUACCUGCGUUCGCUGGGCCCCCUCCGAAACCAAGUUCGCGGUCGGUUCCGGCGCCCGCCUCAUCCCCGUGUGCUACUUCGAAGAGGAAGAUAAUUGGUGGGUGUCCAAGCACAUCAAAAAGCCCAUUCGCUCGACUAUCACUGCCGUCUCAUGGCACCCGAACUCCGUCCUACUCGCAGCCGGCUCUACCGAUGGCCACGCCCGCGUUUUGUCCGCCUUCGUCAAGGGUGUUGAUGCGCGACCUGAGCCUUCUGCGUGGGGAGAGCGCUUGCCGUUUAACACCGUGUGCGGCGAGUUUCUAAACAACACGGCCGGCUGGAUCCACAGUGUUGCGUUCUCGCCUUCUGGAAAUGCUCUCGCAUUUGCGGCACACGACAGCACGCUCACGGUCGUGUACCCCUCUGCACCUGAGGAACCGCCUCGUGCGGUUGUCAGCAUCAGCACGCAAGUUCUGCCUUUUAUGUCGCUUGUUUGGUCCACCGAAUCUGAGAUCAUUGCUGCGGGCUACAACUGUGAGGCCUACCGUUUGCAGGGCGAUGAGAACGGCUGGCAGCUCGCUGGCAGCUUGGAGAGCAAGGGACGCCCGGGUGUGCAGGAUUCAAGGGAGGAGUCUGCGCUGAACAUGUUCAAGCAGAUGGAUCUUAAGGGCAGCACCAAGGAUGAUACCAAGCUGAAGACGGUGCAUCAAAACACUAUCUCUACGAUUCGCAGCUUUGAGGAGAGCGGCGGUCAGGUCACGAAGGUUAGCUCGAGUGGUGUGGAUGGUAGGGUUGUCAUCUGGACGUUGUAG